GCGGGUGCAGUGGGAACCCUCGGCUGCGACUUGGAGCUUCCCGGGAAUUUUGUGGCGCCUUGGGGCAAGUUCUAGGGAAGUGCGGAGUCUGAGCUACCUCCAGCACAAACGCCGGGCUCCUGCGGCAGCCGCUGGUCUCAUUCUCCGACGCUGAUCCUCCUGACUCCUUCAUCUUAUGAAAGCCCUCCAAUUCCACUAAAGUCACCUGGAUGAUCCAGGAUAAUCUCCACAUCCAGAACCCUUAAUUUAAUCACAUUUGCAAAGUCCCUACUGCCAGACCUUCCGGAUGGAUGAUAUCAGUGAAGCAAAUGGCACUUUUGCCAUCACCUUACUCAAAAUGUUGGGUGAAAAGGACAAAUCACGGAAUGUAUUCUUCUCCCCUCUGAGCAUCUCCUCUGCCCUGGGCAUGGUCUACCUGGGGGCAAAAGGAAACACCUCAGUCCAGAUGUCCCAGGCUCUCUGUUUGAACAGAGAUGGAGAUGUUCACCAAGGUUUCCAGUCACUUCUCACUCAUGUCAACAAACCUGACACUCAGUAUGUGCUCAGAACUGCCAGCCGACUCUUUGGAGAAAAAACGUGUGAUUUUCUUUCGACCUUCAAGGAAUCCUGUCAGAAGUUCUAUCAGGCAGAGCUGGAGGAGCUGUCCUUUGCUCAAGAUACUGAAGAAUGCAGGAAGCACAUCAAUGACUGGGUGUCAGAGAAGACUGAAGGCAAGAUUUCAGAGUUGCUGGGUCCUGGGACAGUCGAUUCACUGACUAAGUUGGUCCUUGUGAAUGCCAUGUACUUCAAGGGAAAGUGGAAUGAGCAAUUUGACAGGAAGUACACAAGAGGGAUGCCCUUUAAAACCAACCAGGAGCAGAAAACAGUGCAGAUGAUGUUUAAACAAGCCAGAUUUAAUUUGGGGUACGUGGAGGACGUGCACACCCAGGUCCUGGAACUGCCCUAUGCAGAGGAGGAGCUGAGCAUGAUCAUUCUGCUUCCCGAUGACAGCACUGACCUUGCCACGGUGGAAGAAGCGCUUACAUAUGAGAAGUUCAGAGCCUGGACAGAUCCAGAAAACAUGAAAAAAAGUAAAGUUCAAGUUUUCCUUCCCAGAUUAAAGCUGGAGGAGAGCUAUGACUUGGAGUCUUUCCUUCGCGCUUUAGGAAUGACUGACGCAUUUGAGGAAACCAAGGCCGACUUCUCUGGAAUGUCAAAUAGGAAGAACAUACCUGUGUCCAAGGUUGCCCACAAGUGCUUUGUGGAGGUCAACGAGGAAGGCACCGAGGCAGCAGCAGCCACCGCGGUGGUCAGAAAUGCCCGGAGUGUGAGAAUAGAGCCAAGAUUCUGUGCAGACCACCCCUUCCUUUUCUUUAUCAAGCACCAUGAAACCAAGAGCAUCUUGUUCUGUGGCAGGUUUUCUUCUCCGUAAAAAGGCGCAAUUUCUGUACCUGCCCUCCUUUCCCCUCUGCCUGCUUUGCCUGAGUUAAAAUUCCACCUGGCCACAUUGGUGCAGUGGCUUGAAUGCUGAAAUAAAGUGUGUGUGCACCUGGUAGUUUGCAAA
Marmota flaviventris (yellow-bellied marmot) is the source of this 1543-nucleotide messenger RNA. RefSeq names its product serpin family B member 8 (gene Serpinb8). The record is from RefSeq and is a predicted model, not a curated record. Gene Ontology annotation, biological process: negative regulation of endopeptidase activity. Gene Ontology annotation, molecular function: serine-type endopeptidase inhibitor activity. Gene Ontology annotation, cellular component: cytoplasm. Lineage: Eukaryota; Metazoa; Chordata; Mammalia; Rodentia; Sciuridae.